Messenger RNA from Nicotiana tabacum (common tobacco), 2194 nucleotides. RefSeq lists its product as uncharacterized. The record is from RefSeq and is a predicted model, not a curated record. Gene Ontology annotation, biological process: positive regulation of ERAD pathway. NCBI's taxonomy places the organism in Eukaryota, Viridiplantae, Streptophyta, Magnoliopsida, Solanales, Solanaceae. Gene Ontology annotation, molecular function: ubiquitin protein ligase activity.
UCUUCUGGCGCACAUUCCAUUUCAGAGAGAAAAGUCCAAAAAGUCAGAUAGCCUGAUAGAGCACCCCCUACCACCCCCAUGCCCCCCUCGGUACCGCAAAUUUCACCUACCAUUCACUCCCCCCUCCCCCUCCCUUCGCUCUCAUUAUCAUCGCCUUAUUGCAUUUUUCAAUGCGAUAAUUCAUUACUUUUUCAUCUUUGAUUUUUCAGAGACACUGUUGAUUCGCCGCGUUGACUGAUCCAUAUAUUAUCAAUAUUGUAUUAAUCAAGUUAUUAGGGUUUGUAAAUUUUCAUUUCUGUGAAGGAUUCAUUUUCUGUUUGAUCGUAUAGGUUCUUCCACGGCGUUUCCAUAUCGAAGGGUUGGGUCUAGGGUUAGGGCGAUGCGGAUGGAAGCGUCCGGUACAAAUUCGGACGCACACAGAGGUAUUUCUUCAUCGAGUAGUAGCAAUAUUGGUAGUAAUUCUAGAAGACAUGGAGGAGGAGUGCAAUUAUCUGCUUCGAAUUUAUUUCGUGCGCCAUUAUCAACAUUAUUGGAGUAUUCUGGAAUUUUAAGGACAAGGUCAAAUCAUUCAGAAUCAGAUAGUUUGAUAAACCAUUUUCAGCCCCGUGUGGAUGAUGAUAAUGCUGGGGCAUCAUCACCAGCUUCUGCUGCUGCUGGUUCUGGUGAAGUUUCAAUUAGGAUUAUUGGUGCGGGCGAGCAGGAGCAUGAUAGAGUUGGGACUGUUGGUGUUGGACCAGUGAGGGAAGUGGAUGGGCAAAAUGAAGUUUUUGGGAGGCCAAUUUCGAGGUCGGGGUCUGCAGCUUCAGUCGGAGCAUUGGAAAGUCAACCGGGUGAUAGAGGGGUGGGAGAUGGUGUCAAUGGGAACGCAGAUAUGGGGGCUGCUGAUGGUGCUGGUGCUAAUAAUAGGGAGUCCUCUUACCAAAGAUAUGAUAUACAGCAGGCUGCUAGGUGGAUUGAGCAAAUUAUUCCGUUCUCUUUGCUUUUGUUGAUUGUUUUCAUUCGGCAGCAUUUGCAAGGUUUCUUUGUUACAAUUUUGAUCGCUGCCGUCAUGUUCAAGUCAAAUGAUAUUGUAAAGAAGCAGACUGCACUUAAGGGCGAGAGGAAAAUCUCUGUUCUGGUCGGUGUAUGUCUUCUGUUCAGCGGGUAUGUAAUUGGGUUUUAUUGGUGGUACCGAAAUGAUGAUCUUUUGUAUCCGUUGUUGAUGCUACCACCAAAGGCCAUACCUCCUUUUUGGCAUGCCAUCUUCAUAAUCAUGGUGAAUGAUACUUUGGUUCGCCAGGCAGCAAUGGUCUUCAAAUGUUUUCUGCUGAUGUAUUACAAGAAUAGCAGGGGCCGGAACUACCGCAAGCAGGGUCAAUUGCUAACUUUGGUUGAGUAUCUUGUACUGCUAUAUCGUGCUCUGCUUCCGGCGCCAGUUUGGUAUCGUUUCUUUUUGAACAAGGAAUACGGAAGCCUCUUUUCAUCAUUAAUGACCGGGCUGUAUCUAACUUUCAAGCUGACUUCUGUUGUCGAGAAGGUCCAAUCUUUCUUCACAUCUUUGAAGGCGCUGUCACGUAAGGAGAUUCACUAUGGAGUAUAUGCGACUCCUGAACAGGUCAAUGCAGCCGGGGAUCUCUGCGCUAUUUGCCAGGAGAAAAUGCAUACGCCAAUCUUACUACGUUGUAAACACUUAUUUUGUGAAGACUGUGUUUCUGAAUGGUUUGAGAGGGAGAGGACGUGCCCUCUGUGCAGGGCAUUAGUAAAACCUGCCGAUCUAAAAUCAUUUGGUGAUGGUUCAAGUAGUCUCUUUUUCCAGUUAUUCUGAAGAAAUAGCUGUCGUUGAGUGGGAGUCUCUUCAAAGCUGCCAACUUCCCUACGAGGAGCUAUAGCGGAUCAGCCAUCCACGGAAAGCGAUAUUAACACUUAGUUCAGUAUCUGAUCUGUUGCCUCCAGAAAGUAGUAGGUGGUAAACAGAGUCUCUGAGGCCGUUGUUUAUAUCUGGUUCCAUAACAAGGAGCGGGCUAUUGUUCAUACGUUUGUGAUGAGAAAAUAUUUGUAUCGGUCCAUUAAUCAACAGAAUUACCAAGUGUACAAUGUAUGAAAUAGCUAAGUUGUCAGAUGUAUAUUUCUAUCCCCUAAACCAACAUAUAAAAAAAACAUAAUAAUUCAUUUCCUAAACAAUGGUAUGAAGAAGCUGCAUUAUUGCGCCCAAUGA